Messenger RNA from Paramisgurnus dabryanus, 1585 nucleotides. Lineage: Eukaryota; Metazoa; Chordata; Actinopteri; Cypriniformes; Cobitidae. The record is from RefSeq and is a predicted model, not a curated record.
CAGCGCUGAAGCAGCACCAGAAGCGGUUGUUGGACAGAGGGGAAAGAUGGCGGCGACUAUGCUGAGGUCGCUUUCCAGACUCGGACGUCCUUCAGUGAUUUUAAACACUAGCGUCAGCACUCCCUCGUGUGUUUUGCUUCAGAAGAGGUUGAAGCAAUGGCAGCCAGAUGUAGAGUGGACGGAGCAGUACGCUGGAGCGGUGAUGUAUCCCAGUGCAAUCACUGAGAAAUGGGCACCUCCACCUUGGAAUGAUAAGGACCCACCAGCAGAGAAAGAAGUGUCCAACCUUACCAUCAAUUUUGGGCCUCAGCACCCAGCGGCUCAUGGUGUGCUACGUCUGGUGAUGGAGCUGAGCGGAGAGUCUGUGAAGAAAUGUGACCCUCACAUCGGCCUUCUGCACCGUGGUACUGAGAAACUGAUUGAGUACAAGACAUAUCUGCAGGCACUUCCUUACUUUGACAGACUGGAUUAUGUGUCUAUGAUGUGUAAUGAGCAGGCCUACUCCCUCGCUGUUGAGAAGCUGCUUAACAUUCAGGCUCCACCCCGUGCACAGUGGAUCAGAGUGCUGUAUGGAGAAAUGACCCGUAUCCUGAACCACAUUAUGGGCAUCACCACCCAUGCUCUUGAUAUUGGAGCCAUGACCCCCUUCUUCUGGAUGUUUGAGGAGAGAGAAAAGAUGUUUGAGUUCUAUGAGAGAGUAUCUGGAGCCAGGAUGCAUGCUGCAUACGUCAGACCCGGUGGAGUUCAUCAGGACAUGCCUCUUGGUCUCAUGGAUGACAUCUAUGAAUGGUGCAAGAAUUUCUCUAUUCGUAUUGAUGAAGUGGAGGAGAUGCUGACCAACAAUCGUAUAUGGAAGAAUCGAACUGUUGGCAUUGGUGUUAUUGGAGCAGAGGAUGCACUCAACUAUGGCUUCAGUGGGGUGAUGCUGAGAGGUUCUGGUAUUAAAUGGGAUCUGAGAAAAACUCAGCCUUACGACAAGUACGACGAGGUGGAGUUUGAUAUUGCUGUCGGAAGUAACGGCGACUGCUAUGACAGAUAUCUGUGCCGUAUGGAGGAAAUGAGACAGUCUCUGCGAAUCAUGCAUCAGUGUCUAAACAAAAUGCCCACUGGAGAGAUCAAGGUAGAUGAUGCUAAAGUUGCCCCACCCAAAAGAUCUGAGAUGAAGAGCUCGAUGGAGUCUCUCAUACAUCACUUUAAGCUGUACACGGAGGGCUAUCAGGUUCCUCCAGGAUCCACAUAUACAGCUGUUGAAGCACCAAAGGGUGAGUUUGGUGUGUAUCUGGUAUCUGAUGGUUCUAGUAGACCUUACCGUUGCAAGAUCAAGGCCCCUGGCUUUGCUCAUUUGGCUGGCUUAGAUAAAAUGUCUAAAGGACACAUGCUUGCUGAUGUGGUGGCCAUCAUUGGCACUCAGGAUAUCGUGUUUGGCGAGGUGGACCGUUGAGGAACUUUACUGGCUGCUCCGAGCAUCUAAAUGUGAUCCUAUCUCUGCGAUACAUGCUAGUGAUGUUAUGAAAGACAACGUUUCUUCUAUUUGUCAUUGUGUAAAUGCUUACUAAACCUAAUAAAUAUUUUAAAAAACUUUACC